AUGGUUGCCAUCGAUCGCCUUGGACAUGUCUAUCCAUCAGUUCAACUUCAAGAUAUGUUGACGCUUGCACAAAAGCCAGGACCAUUAGUAACACCAGUAGGAUAUGGUGGUGUAUCAGUAAAUCAUUCCGUAGCUAGCGUAUUGAAUGGAAGUGAAACAGACAGUAUUUCACCGGCACAAUUUGGUCUUCCUAACAAUCCAUCAUUACAAUUUUCAACACCAGGUGGUGGUUUUGUUGAAGUUUUUGGUCCAUUAAAUACACCUGGUAAUAAUAAAUUUUUUCAUGAUCCAAAUCCAGUUGUUAUUCGAAAGAAAUCAAAACCCGUUACAUACGUACAACGAAUUAAUUUAGCUUAUUAUCAACCACCUGCUCCACCACCACCAGGUCCAGUUAUUAUUAAGGAGGUACGUCCACCACAAGCACCAGCUCCACCUCCACUUUUUGUUCGAAUUCGACCACCACCACCACCUGAACAAGCACCACUAGUCAUUCGUGAAGCACCACCACCACCUCCAAGACCAAUUCCAGCAACACAUUUGACAAAAGUAUUACCUGCAAUGCCUGUUCCACCACCACGUGUUCAUAUACGUAAUGCUCCCGAUCGUUUAACAGUUGAAAGAACCUUAAGUAAUUUGGGUCUUUCAUCAAGAUUAUAUUAA
Messenger RNA from Rotaria sordida, 660 nucleotides. NCBI's taxonomy places the organism in Eukaryota, Metazoa, Rotifera, Eurotatoria, Philodinida, Philodinidae. The record is from the annotation of a GenBank genome assembly.